Cyphomyrmex costatus is the source of this 2868-nucleotide messenger RNA. RefSeq names its product choline/ethanolaminephosphotransferase 1 bbc (gene bbc). Lineage: Eukaryota; Metazoa; Arthropoda; Insecta; Hymenoptera; Formicidae. Bases 347 to 1594 code for a protein of 415 amino acids. The transcript is spliced from 9 exons. The record is from RefSeq and is a predicted model, not a curated record. Gene Ontology annotation, molecular function: ethanolaminephosphotransferase activity; diacylglycerol cholinephosphotransferase activity. Gene Ontology annotation, cellular component: endoplasmic reticulum membrane; Golgi apparatus. Gene Ontology annotation, biological process: phosphatidylethanolamine biosynthetic process.
CGUGUACGCGCACGCGUCACUGGUGACCGGUCAGUCAGUUUCCGGUCGUGGUAGUAUUCGGUGUGAGUAUUCAGUAGUGUUCAGUAGUAUUGCGGGAUAUUUGCGGGGAGACUUGCGGAGCGUGCAGAAAAUGUCGCACGCGUAACGCGACGGUCGCUUGUUAUGUUUGACCGUCCCGUCGCGGGUGAUCUCGGUAGUGUACCGCGUCGUCGUCGCAUCUUCGUCGCAGGAACAACCGCAGUUCAAUUCCACGGACUCCCCAACAUCUUCCUCGGCUCCCUGCUGUUACCCUCGGCGCCCACGAUUCGGUGACACGGCGUCAGUGACGUGCGCGGUCCAAAGAAGCAUGCAGUUCUACAAAGACAGGCUGCUGUCGUCCGGCCAGCUGAAACGGCUCAGCGAGCACAAGUACAGCUGUACGAGCAACAGCCUCCUCGACGGCCUCCUGCAGCCAUGGUGGGACUGGCUGGUCAGCAAGGUGCCGCUUUGGCUCGCACCCAAUCUCAUCACCGUGCUCGGCCUGAUUGUCAACAUUGUCACCACCCUGAUCCUUAUCUAUUACAGCCCUGACGCUAAGACCGAGGCACCUAGAUGGGCAUGUUUUUUAUGUGCACUUGGUCUGUUUAUAUAUCAAAGUUUGGAUGCUAUUGACGGUAAACAGGCAAGGAGAACUGGCACGUCUACACCAUUAGGCGAGUUGUUUGAUCAUGGAUGUGAUUCGAUAUCAACAGUGUUUGUAGCUUUGUCAGCAUGUAUAGCUGUACAAUUAGGAUACUAUCCAACGUGGAUGUUUUUCCAGUGUUUUUGUGCAAUGACACUUUUCUACUGUGCUCAUUGGCAAACUUAUGUUUCAGGUUCCUUGAGAUUUGGUAAAGUGGAUGUAACAGAAGCACAGUUUACAAUCAUAGGUAUUCAUCUGAUUUCUGCAAUCUUCGGUCCACAAAUCUGGAUGAUAGAGAUCCCCAUGCUCGGUGUAGGCACGUUCAAUAACUACGUAGCAUUGGUCUUUUAUGCAGGCUACGUUCAUGUGUUCCUUGAAUUCUGUAAAGUCUUUGAAUCUGGUGGGAUUGGAAAAAACGGUUCCACAAUUGCAGGGACAUCCGUUUUAUCUCCAAUUAUACCAUUUAGUUUUGUGGUAGUACCGGCUUUUAUAAUAUAUAGAAAAAGCGCCGAACAUGUUUACGAAAAUCACCCAGCUCUGUAUAUACUUGCGUUUGGAAUGGUGGCGGCCAAAGUUACGAAUAGACUAGUGGUUGCUCAUAUGACUAAAAAUGAAAUGCAAUACCUGGACAGUUCGUUAAUUGGUCCAGCUAUGCUGUUUCUUAAUCAAUAUUUCAACUUUUUCAUCAAAGAAUACUACGUUCUUUGGCUGUGUUUCAUCUGGGUCACUCUGGAUCUUUUCCGGUAUAGUGCUCAAGUGUGUCUUGAAAUAUGCGAUCACAUGAAGAUCAAGCUAUUCAGGAUACCAUGCAAUCACCACACAGGCACUAUCCAGAUCAAUGCCGCCGAGAAAAAUGUUCACAUGAUGGUGGAGGAAGAACCGCUGUUAGACGAGGAAUACCAUCACGGAUCCGACACGGCCCUCGACCUCUGAUACAUAUUAACUUUAAGCUAUUGGUUUAUCGAUACCACACGUGACCAUUGAAACAAUAACGUCGUACAAGUCUAUGGAAAUAAAGUUCGUGUCGAUCCCGCAGAAUGUCCGAUAUUGGGCAAUAUCCGCGCGACAACGAUUGCACGAGGAAUGAACUUGUGUGUCUCACCCUACAAAUGCAUGGUGUAUCUCGCAUACGUGUUCGUGUGUAGAGAAGAGAUUUGUCCUGCAUCUCCCUUUUAUAUCACAAUAUUUUGUACAUGCCGUUUCGAUAUUAUAUGUACAAUUAUAUUAGAUUCUCGACGGAAACAAAGAGCGAUUAUUGACGAUACGAUUGUACGAGCGAAGUCGCUUUUUUCUUUGUUAUGUGUGUGCUUAUCAGUGAGGCUACUUAAAAUGGCAUUACUUAAAUGGGUAUAUAGGAGAACGAGAGAAGGAUAGUCCUCAAUAUUACAAGUCUAGUUCUUCGCGCAAUGUGUGCUAUUAGCGAAAAAUAUUUGUACGUAAUUUUAUAUGUAGUAAAGUCAGAAUCAACGAAUUAUGCUUUUUGUUAGGAUCGCGUCAAAGGGGAUCCCGAGAAUCUCCAGUAAAGCCGAUAAAAUGUAUUUGGAAUAUAAACAUUGUUAAAAGUAGAUUUUCAUUAAAUAUAGAAAGCGAUAUUUUAACUUGCUAAUUUUUGAAUCGUUAGAAUACGAUUGCUCGUGACGCAGUUUCUUUCUUGCGUGCGAUAUCAGCAGAAAGGCUGUUGGCAUCUUUUAUACAGUAACAAUAAUGCAGGAAGGACAAGCAACUUCGAAUGUUUGCAGGAAAUCGUUAAAACGAUUGCUCGUGACGCAGUUUCUUUCUUGCGUGCGAUAUCAGUAGAAAAGCUGUUGGCAUUUUUUAUACAGUAACAAUAAUGUAGGAGGGAAAAGCAACUUCGAAUGUUUGUGCAGGAAAUCGUUAAAUAUAUGUAUAAGUUAGUAAGAAACGAACGAACACUACAGUAUUGCAAAUGUUGUAAUUCUUUCGCGUGUCUGUAUUUUAAUGUGUCUAUUAUUUGCACGAAAUUUUUAUUUGCAGAUUAAAUCUGUCGCAUUAAUGUUGAUUCAUUUAAUUUUCACGAACGCUAGAGAUUUAAUAUCUGUCAUGUUGGAUCAUGAUCUGCUAAUCUGUCUGAUCUGUGGUGUUCGCACAGUAUGAGAUAAUGCUGAUUCUAAGACACUUUUAUCUCAACGAAAUCACAUAAUUUAUUUAUUAUAAAGUUCAUAUGAUAUUUAAUAAAAUUUAUAUAA